Choloepus didactylus (southern two-toed sloth) is the source of this 1903-nucleotide messenger RNA. It is a transcript of the gene WIPI1, whose product is annotated as WD repeat domain, phosphoinositide interacting 1. Gene Ontology annotation, cellular component: phagophore assembly site membrane; cytosol; extrinsic component of membrane. Gene Ontology annotation, biological process: protein lipidation; autophagy of mitochondrion; nucleophagy. Lineage: Eukaryota; Metazoa; Chordata; Mammalia; Pilosa; Megalonychidae. The coding region runs from base 87 to 1427 and encodes 446 amino acids. The record is from RefSeq and is a predicted model, not a curated record. The transcript is spliced from 13 exons. Gene Ontology annotation, molecular function: phosphatidylinositol-3-phosphate binding; protein binding; phosphatidylinositol-3,5-bisphosphate binding.
GGCGGGGCCCGCCGAGCCGGCGCGAGCGGACUGCUGAGCUGGCUGUCGCCGUCCGGAGCCGCGGCUUCCCGGGGUCGAGCCCCGCAAUGGAGGCCGAAGCCCCGGACAACCCCCCAGGCGGGGUCGAGGCGGCACUCAGCUGCUUCUCCUUCAACCAGGACUGCACAUCCCUAGCAAUUGGAACCAAAGCCGGUUAUAAGCUGUUUUCCUUGAGUUCUGUGGAGCAACUGGACCAAGUCCAUGGAAGCAACGAGAUCCCAGAUGUCUACAUCGUGGAGCGCCUCUUCUCCAGCAGCCUGGUGGUGGUGGUGAGCCACACCAAGCCACGGCAAAUGAACGUGUACCACUUCAAGAAAGGCACCGAGAUCUGUAACUACAGCUACUCCAGCAACAUCUUGUCCAUACGGCUGAACCGGCAGAGGCUGCUGGUUUGCCUGGAGGAGUCCAUUUACAUACACAACAUUAAAGACAUGAAGCUCUUGAAGACCAUUCUGGAUAUUCCUGCCAACCCAACAGGUUUAUGUGCCCUCUCUAUCAACCAUUCCAAUUCUUACUUGGCCUAUCCUGGAAGCCUGACGACAGGGGAGAUUGUGCUUUUUGAUGGACACUCCCUGAAAACCGUCUGCACUAUUGCUGCCCACGAGGGGACGCUGGCUGCCAUCACCUUCAACUCCUCGGGCUCCAAACUAGCCAGCGCAUCUGAAAAAGGCACGGUCAUCCGGGUGUUCUCUGUACCUGACGGGCAAAAGCUCUAUGAGUUUCGGAGGGGAAUGAAAAGGUAUGUGACAAUCAGCUCUCUCGUCUUCAGUAUGGACUCACAAUUCCUCUGUGCCUCAAGCAACACCGAGACGGUGCACAUCUUCAAGCUGGAACCUCUCACCGAUAGUCGACCGGACGAGCCUUCGACCUGGAGUGGCUACAUGGGAAAGAUGCUCAUGGCGGCCACCAACUACCUCCCGGCCCAAGUGUCCGACAUGAUGAAUCAGGACCGGGCCUUUGCCACCGGGCGUUUGAAUUUCUCUGGGCAGAGGAACAUCUGCACCUUGUCCACGAUCCAGAAAUUGCCAAGGCUGUUGGUUGCAUCAUCCAAUGGAUACCUUUACAUCUACAAUUUGGACCCUCAAGAUGGAGGAGAGUGUGUUUUAAUCAAGACCCACAGCUUGCUUGGCUCAGGAACAACAGAAGGGAAUAAAGAAAAGGACCUCAGACCUUUAUUACCUCAGUCUUACGCAGCAACUGUAGCCAGACCAAGCACAUUUGCAGCCUCCACGGUGCCGGGUUAUUCCGAGGAUGGCGGGGCGCUCCGAGGAGAGGUUAUUCCCGAGCACGAGUUUGCGACAGGCCCAGUGUGUCUCGAUGAUGAGGAUGAAUUUCCCCCUAUAAUCUUAUGCCGCGGAAGUCAGAAGGGCAAAACGAAGCAGUCCUGAUGAGAAGCACACCUCAGAGAUCAGGACAUCCCUGUCAGUGGUUUUGGAGAAAACAAGGAAGGUGGAAGAGCGGAGUGCAGUUGUGUGCACGGAGAGGGGGGCAGGAGUCCCGGGGGGCUCCGCCGCUUAGGCUGGACCUGGUUGACUCCUCGCCAAAGUCUCCCCAGCCCUGGUUGCCAGUGGGCAUUGCAUACAUUUUAUGCACAUUAUGCUAUUUAAACUAUGUUAAAAGGAUUGUGUAAAUGCCAACUAACAUUAUCGGUAUAUAACCAGAAAUUUGUAUUAAAAGGGGCAUCCUUUUUAAAUGUAUGCUGUGUAAAAAUGUAUUUAGAGAAAAAUCUCUUUGAAUUGUAUUUCUUGUACAUUACAGAGAGAGAGAGAGACUAUUUUAGCCAGGCAAAUAUUUUUGCAGUGAUUGGAAUAAAUCAUUUAUUACCUUUGAGUCCCAUUUAGGACACUAAUAAUAAAAUCAUGGC